Molecule: messenger RNA, 2953 nt
Organism: Nerophis lumbriciformis (worm pipefish)
Lineage: Eukaryota; Metazoa; Chordata; Actinopteri; Syngnathiformes; Syngnathidae
Gene: cratb
Product: carnitine O-acetyltransferase b
Biological process (GO): carnitine metabolic process, CoA-linked
Cellular component (GO): peroxisome
Molecular function (GO): carnitine O-acetyltransferase activity
Source: RefSeq, a predicted model, not a curated record
CUAAAAGUGUUGGCUGCUACCGGUAGUCUGUACUUUGAUACAUUAGAUGAUAGUUUGUAUAAAAGAGACAGAACGAACUCAAACUAAAUAUUUUUUUCAGGUGUAUAACCGAUAUAAAAUAACGCAAGAAAGGACAAUUAUUUAUUAGCAUGUUAUAUUCUUAUUUUUUGAUCGUGUUCAUAUUUAUUUGAUUUUGAAUACUCUAAUGUCGCACGUUAAAUGAGGCAACACACAUAUUUAAAUGUCACAAUAUUAAUAGUAGUUGCAGUUGUAUCGCCAUGAACUCAUAUAGGGCGAAACGUUAAUACAAAUAGCCUCUACGCCAUUUGUAAACAUUUUCGGAGCCUUCUUCUUGGGAAACAGCGACACUCUAUGAAAAUAUGCGGUAUUGCAAGUAUUUUUUUUACAUACGGAAGGAAGCACUGUGACGUCACCGCAUGUGCUUGUAUUGAGUCAGUUCACUACGUGAGAGUUUGCAUGCUCGCUCUCUGGAAGGAACAAGAACGUCGAGGGUGGCACGUUGGGUGUUGUUGUGAGUUGAUCUACUUCUUCAACUGGACUCUAGUUGGUCGAUGAGGACUUUCGUGUCGCAGCCCCGAUGGCCCACAGCUGACUUUUUAACGCUCUGAACACUGCCUGAAGUGUGCGAGGAAUCCAUGACAAGGAGUGCACAAAACAAACCGGAGUCUUGAAGAAACAUGAUUUCCUGCAAAAUUCAACCAGGAGCCUGCAGAACUUGGCUGACUCGUGUAACGUCCAGGCAGGAGCGGAGUGUGUCCAACUUUGUGGGCCCACAGCCGGUGCCCCCUCUAAGUCAGACCCUGCAGGGCUACCUGAGAGGCCUGGAGCCCCUUUUGCCCCCCGAGGAGCUCAACCACACCCGCAGGAUGGUGCAGGACUUUUGCCGCCCAGGUGGUCUGGGUGCACAGCUCCAGAGGGGCCUGGAGAGGAGAGCCCGGCACACCAAAAGUUGGAUCUCAGACUGGUGGGUCCAGUGGGCUUACUUGGAGAGCCGGCUGCCUCUACCUGUGCACUCCAACCCGGCCAUCUCCCUCCCCAGGAGGGACUAUAAUGGUUGGAGGAGCCAAUUGUUGUUUGCAUCCAAACUGAUUGCAGCGGUACUUGACUUUAAGGCCAAAAUGGACAAUGGACAGCUGCCAGUGGAGUACAUGCGAGGCAUGCCUCUCUGCAUGGACCUCUACCCCCUGCUCUUCUCCUCAUGUCGCAUCCCGGGGCCCAAGCACGACUACAUCGCCCACCAUGGGACCCCCCGCCGGUCACCAACACACAUCACCGUUGUCCGGAACUAUCAGUUCUUCCAACUGGAGGUGUACAAUAGCGACGGUUCCCGUCUGACCGAGAGUCAAAUCCACGGUCAGCUGUUGAGGAUCAGGUCUCAGUCCUGGAAGACAGACAAGGAGCCGAUGGGCAUCCUGACCAGCGAGCACCGCCACACAUGGGGACAGGCCUACAACCGCCUGCUGGGAGAUAAACUCAACCAGGAAUCGGUGUGGGCAAUAGAGAAGGGACUCUUUUCUCUCUGUCUGGAUUCCCCUGUCAUGAGGAUAUCAGAUGAGAAGUACGCCAGUCGUAAAGCAGCUCAGGUUCUGCAUGGAGGCGGGACCUUCUCCAACAGUGGCAACCGCUGGUUUGACAAAACUCUACAGUUUGUGGUGGGCGAGGACGGCUCCUGGGGUCUUCUGUAUGAGCAAGCCACAGCUGAAGGUCCGCCCAUAGCAACCCUACUGGAUUAUAUCCUGCACUACUGUGAGAAUCCCGAUCCAAAAAGAUCGCCGCUCGUCCCCCUUCCAAUGCCCAAGAAGCUUUACUUCCGCAUCGAUCGAGCAAUCAAGAGAGACAUUGAACACGCCAAGCAGAACCUUGAUAUACUGAUUAAUGACCUGGAUGUCAACGUGUUUAACUUCAAGAGGUUUGGCAAAGAUCUUCCCAAGCAGCAAAACCUGAGUCCAAACUCCUUCAUCCAGGUGGCCCUGCAGUUAGCCUACUACAGAGUUCACCACGAGGUGUGUCCCACGUGCGACAUUGCCUCUCAGAGGAUGUUUCGAAAAGGAAGGACCGAGUACAUCCGCUCGCCCACCAGCCAGACUCUUCGAUUCAUCCUCGCCUUCGUCGAUCCGUCUGCGUCGCGCGAAGCCAAAGUCCAGCUGUUCAGAGAAGCCGUUGAAGCCUACUCAGCUUUGACUUCUCAGGUUCUUAAAGGACAUGGCAUAGACCGACACCUUCUGGGCCUGAAGCUGCAGGCCAUCGAAGAGGGAUGGAGCGUCCCCAAGAUCUUCAUGGAUACUGCCUAUGGUCUGGCAACACACUGGAAACUCCGAACUGGCCAGGUGCCUGCGAGUACAGACAGUGUGAUGUGUUUUGGACCCCUAGUUCCUGACGGUUACGCCGUAUGUUACAACCCACAGUCAGACCACGUCCACUUUUCCAUAACCGCCUUCAACUGCUGCGAGGAGACGAAUGCGGAAAAAUUGGGUGUGGCCCUGAAGGACACCCUGUGCCAACUACAGGAGUUGCUGCACCCUACUGUGUAGAGCGAAAUACAUUGACUGCUCAAAGAUUGAAAACAUUUUUUUUUCGAGAUCACUUGAAAUUGCUUAUGGAGAAUUUUUUUUUAUUUUUUAUGCAUGCCACUCAUUUACAAGCAAUAUUUACAUUCUUAGUACAAAACUACAAGACAAAACAACAAAAAUCAAAGCCACCUGACACUCCAGUAUUAAUCACAGCCAAAGCUUUUGUAUAUAUGUUGCCAUAUUACCACCAUUUAUCAAGAAAUAUGAUGCCGGGAGAAAGAAAUCAUUUGUAGGUUAAUCAGUUUGUCUUUGUAAAGGACCAAAAGAUGGGAGAAAUAAUGUUGACGGUCAUAGAUGUGUUUGGUGCUUAAGUAGAUGUGGUGAUACAUUUGUGCUCAACUUAAUAAAGUUCAUGAACUGCA